This is a messenger RNA of Paramuricea clavata, 978 nucleotides long. NCBI's taxonomy places the organism in Eukaryota, Metazoa, Cnidaria, Anthozoa, Malacalcyonacea, Plexauridae. The record is from the annotation of a GenBank genome assembly.
AUGGCUGGUGCAUUGCCUUCGAAACGUGGAAGGCCAAAGAAAGACGAAGCAGUCGUGCGGAUAAGAUUAACCAAGCACAUAUAUCUCGACGAAGGUCUAAGAAUCCAAACUCCUAGUAGUGGUAAGUCAAAAUAUUUAGUACGAUCACUGCAGUUUAUAUUUAUACCCUAUAUUUUUCCCAAAGUCAUGUUAUUAUGAAUUAUAUACGGCUUGUAUACAAUUUACGUUUUGUCUGUUUCAAUUUAGUGCAUCAUUCACAUGUAUUAUGUAGUUCAACGCCUGCUGUAGGACAAAGGAAAGCUAGGUUAUUUGAAGAUUCAAUAUCAUCAAUUUCCAGCCAAUCUGAUAUCAAUGUUGAUGUGUGAGUAAACUUUUCAGUUAUAAUAUGGGUUUUUACUGUGAAUAUAAAGAAUGCAUGUCAAGUGAUUGUUGACAUGCAAUGUUCCCUUUAUGUCAUUUGUAGUAUAAAUAUUCAUGGAGAGUCUACUUCUCAUAUUUCGAUCUGUACAUGAAGUCGAAGGUUUGGAGACUUUGGGCAUCAGUACAAUGGAGAACUUGUCACUCUCCAGUAAUUCUGAAUUUGGAAAACAUUUUGGCAACCCUUCCAGUUCCGAGACAGGUACUACCAGCUCAGAAUCAGAUUCCGAUUCAAGGUAAUUGACCUUUCUAUUUAAAAUCAUCUUUCAUCAUUGAUAAAGCCCCAGAGACAUGAUAUUCAUACGUUUUCCUAUAUCAAGCUUCAGACGGUGAAUUAAAGAUUGUUAACGUAAUCUUGACCGAAUUGCUUAAAACCCUCACCUCAUGUACUGAUAUACAUGUACAUCUACAUCUACACACUAAUAAUGAAGCUGAUUGGAUUUUCAAGUAUUAACAUACAGUUCUGUAUUGUUUUAAAGUGAGAACAGUUCCGAUUUUGAUGAAAGUUUCCCAGAAACAGAACAAAACCUAGAAUUUUCCAGUAACGAUGAAGAUGAGUAA